AUGAGAGAAACGCUAAGAAAUAUUGUAGAUAUUACUUUUUGCUGCGAAAAGAAAAAGUACGUUUUGAGCAAUGCCGCAGUUAGAUCAACUCUGACAGCUGCACUCUGUCUGACAAACUUUGCUUCACAAGUCGUAGAACGACAUAACAAACCCGAAAUUGAAGCUCGAUCCUCGGCUGAAGUAGUUCUCAACCCAUUGGUAAUUUCUCGCAAUGAGAAUGAAAAAGUUUUAAUAGAACCGUCCGUGAAUUCUAUCCGGUUUUCGAUCAAGAUCAAACAAGCUGAUGAGAUAGAGAGGAUUCUCUGUCAUAAAUUUACUAGAUUCAUGAUGCUUCGUGCCGACAACUUUAUUAUUUUGCGAAGGAAGCCUAUUUCGGGUUACGAUAUUAGCUUCUUGAUUACCAAUUUCCAUACCGAACAGAUGUACAAACACAAAUUAGUAGAUUUUAUUGUUCAGUUCAUGGAAGAAGUAGAUAAAGAGAUAUCCGAGAUGAAAUUGAGUCUUAAUUCGAGGGCAAGAAUUGUUGCAGAUUUGCGUAAACAUAUUCGAUUUACUAUAUAG
Messenger RNA from Paraglomus brasilianum, 561 nucleotides. The record is from the annotation of a GenBank genome assembly. Lineage: Eukaryota; Fungi; Glomeromycota; Glomeromycetes; Paraglomerales; Paraglomeraceae.